Messenger RNA from Wallemia ichthyophaga EXF-994, 2487 nucleotides. RefSeq lists its product as uncharacterized. The transcript is spliced from 2 exons. Gene Ontology annotation, molecular function: DNA binding; DNA-binding transcription factor activity, RNA polymerase II-specific; zinc ion binding. Lineage: Eukaryota; Fungi; Basidiomycota; Wallemiomycetes; Wallemiales; Wallemiaceae. Bases 1 to 2487 code for a protein of 828 amino acids. Gene Ontology annotation, biological process: DNA-templated transcription; regulation of DNA-templated transcription. The record is from RefSeq and is a predicted model, not a curated record.
AUGAGCUCAUCUUCAAAAUCUCAAAGGAAGCGCGUUCACUACUCGUGCUACGAAUGCCACCGAAGAAAACAGAAAUGUAAUCGUCAACAGCCCUGUGAUCAGUGUAUUGCCAGGCGUAUUCCACAUCUCUGUAGACAAUUCAUCGACGGUGUACACGAUCCAUAUCAAUCUGAUUUAGACAUACAUGGCAGAUUAGAUGCUCUAACUAAUACCGUCAAUAACCUCACUAAUCUCUUGACCAAUCAUUUUUCAGACAAAUGUAAUAGCCAUCACGAUAACACUAACGAUAACACCCACGAUUACCCCCAGAAUACCCACGAUAACACCCAAAAAAGCAACCAAGGCAGACUAGAUAAGGGCAGGUUCUUUGGAAGCAGCGCUAUGACCAGCGUCAGCGAUAACUCCCUCCUCAACCUCCACCAACAAGAAUCAAACGUUGAUAAACUUUCCAGGUUGUUAUCCUCCUCUGGUAUUCCUAUAAAUCAUCUAGACCACGCUAUUGCUUGUCUCCCCAGAAAACACCUCCAAGAUGGUCUUCUCGGUCUCUAUUUCAAUGAGAUCGACUGGCGCUAUCCUCUUUUCUCACCUACCUUCUACUCCUCCUACCACUCCUUACACCAUUGUCUGCAAUCUGGUACUCGCUCACUCACUCCCCACUCCAUCCGCUUUAUUCCACUACUUUUCAUCACUCUCGCAAUCGCAACUCUCACUGCACCCGACAAUCUAGUGGGUGACACUCCCACACGCACCCACCUCCACCAAUCCCUUUACGGAGCUUCACGCAGAUCCGCAAAUCUAGCCGCCGCGAUGCAGGAUGACGAUUUGGAUAGUGUUUUGUGUGGCUUGCUCACUGCCCGCUACUUGAUCUUGGUGAGGAGGGCGAGCGAGGGUUUUGUACCUCUCGGUGCUGCCAUCCACACCGCCCAGGCUCUCGGUCUGCACCGUGACCCCAGUGCUCUUAACAUCUCACGCACACUCGAUCAAGAGUUGCGGCGGAAAGUCUGGUCAUACAUAUACCACCAAGACCGCAUGUCCUCUCUCCUCCUCGGCCGGCCACUCGCCAUCAGCGACGCCGACUGCGACACGCGUCCGCCGACCAACAUGUCCGACGAAGAUCUCGAAUCACGUGCCGAAGAAGCGGGUGAAGUUGGCGAAGUGGGAGGAGUGGAAAUGACAUCAACACAUUCGCUGCACACGCCAACGAUAAUGUCCUACACGAUCCUCCGCCACGUACUCGCGCAGCUAAUGGGGCGAAUUCAAACAGCAGCCUUCGGAAUGCGCCCGCCGCCCUACAGUGUGAUAUUAGAGCUAGACGGGGAGCUACAAAAGUUCAAGCAGGCUCUCCCUCCCUAUUUCCAAUUAGACGAGCCAGACCUAACGCACGACAGUGCGUUAAAGUAUUUGUCCACCCACCGCUAUUUUCUCAGCACGGAGUUUUAUUUCGUGCGGAUAACGCUACACCGGCCUUAUCUAAUCCUGGGCAAAUCGCACUCGACCAAGUACUCUCCGUCGCGGGUAGCAGCUAUUGAGAGCGCCAAGGCUGACCUCGUCGCACGUAAACAGUAUCAGGAUAGGGCGGUGACGCGUCCUGCGAAACUUUCGGCGGGCUCUUAUCGCAUUAUGACUAGUCUCAUGAUCCUCGGUAUCGCUCUCGUACUCACCCCUACUGGCGCAGAGGCUGAUGAGCUGCGCGCGUUCCUCGAUCAUCACACUACCGGCGUUGACGAGGCGACCGUGCGCGAACUCGCUGUGCUCGAGCUGUUCAAAAGAGGCGCGAGUGAGGUUAGUAGAGACGCCGACGGGAGUCGAGGUCGCAGAGGAAGCAAAAGCGGUGGUGUGAGAGGUAGAGGUGCGAAGUCUGCGGCGGGCAGGAGCCGAUUAGAAUUAGACGAAACGGGUGAAGCGGCUGGCAAAGAUAGGCCUAAGCGGAGAAGAACGAGUGGGUACGUUAGACGGGAUGAGUUGGGUGAUUAUGGUGAGCAUGGUGAGCACACUGUGCAUACUCAAACCGAGCACCCCCAUCACCCCGAUCACACCCAGCACACCAACUUCAACUUAGGCGGAUUGGAUAUUCACUCUCACCCACUCACAAUCAAGUCGGAGCUACCGAUCGAACCAGAUCCAGCCGCUUCGCUCAACCCAUCCUUCCCAUUGGGUGCGCAGAAUUUCCCGGAAAUAUGCACGACGAGCUCGUCGGACGCUGCGCUGCUGGAGUAUAGCGGGGGUGUUGGGGAUGUUGGGGUGGUUAACGGCGCGGGUUCGAGUGGUACAAACAACUCACACACCUCACACACCCCACAAACAGCGCAAAGCGAUAUUGAGAUGGAUCUGCUCGGUGAACAUGCUCAAGCACUCCUCAACCAGUGGCUGGAUGUUAACUCACUCACGUCUUCUACUCCCCCCGGACACACACAACACGACAACACACAAAGCGACGAUAGGGAGAUGCAUUUUUGGCAGAAUCUCGUGUCAACCUUGUCGUCUUAG